Molecule: messenger RNA, 705 nt
Organism: Paramecium pentaurelia
Lineage: Eukaryota; Ciliophora; Oligohymenophorea; Peniculida; Parameciidae
Source: the annotation of a GenBank genome assembly
AUGUAUAAAUUUUCAACACUUAGGAAACCUUUUGUGUAUUUUAUUUUAGGAGGUAUUAAUCAAAUUAAAUAAAAGGACCUGGAUCUGGAAAAGGUACUUAAUGUGAAUUACUAAGUAAAAAUUUAAAAUAUGUACACCUCUCUGCUGGAUAAUUAUUGAGAAAUGCUGUAAGUAUUAAAUGUAUAUAUAAUCAGAUUAAGAAUAAUUCAGAGCAUAAAAGUACAAUAGAAAAUUGUAUUAAUAAUGGAGGAAUAGUUCCUGUAAUAUAUGUUAUUUGAUGUUUCUAAGAGUCAUGUUACAAUUAAUUUAUUGGAUAAAGCAAUUUUUGAAGAUAUAAGUUCAGACACAUUUUUGAUAGAUGGAUUUCCUAGAAAUUAUGAGAAUAUGGAAAAUUGGAUAGCAUUAAUGGAUAAUAAAAUUAGGUUUAAAAGUGUUAUUCAUAUUCUUUGUUCAAGAGUAUAAGUAUUUUUGUAUAUAAAGACAACCAUGAUUUAAAGAAUAACAGAAAGAUCUAAAACAAGUGGAAGAUCAGAUGAUAAUAUCUAAACUUUGGAAAAGAGAUUUAUCACAUAUUAAAAUGACACUUAUAAAAUAAUUGAACAUUAUCGAAAUAAAAAUUAAUUGAUUGAAAUAAAUGGAGAUAAUUCAAUAGAAAUAGUCUAAAGAGAAAUAUUGGAAUCACUUAAUUAACUUAAUAAUAAGUGA